Molecule: messenger RNA, 1413 nt
Organism: Vicia villosa (hairy vetch)
Lineage: Eukaryota; Viridiplantae; Streptophyta; Magnoliopsida; Fabales; Fabaceae
Exons: 5
Coding region: 1-1413 (470 amino acids)
Molecular function (GO): DNA-binding transcription factor activity, RNA polymerase II-specific
Source: RefSeq, a predicted model, not a curated record
AUGGUGCACCCCGAUAAUAUCUCAAGAGAAUUAGUUCAUUUAGUCGAUGUUUCUCUGAAUGUUGAAGGGAUGGUCGUAAAGGCGGUAGAUGUCAGCGGUGACUUUAAUAACAGGCAAGAGUUUUAUGAUCGGGAAAGCAUGCUCACAUGGAUUUGUAGAAAUGCAACUAACCUUGGUUUUGAUACGGUAAUAGGAAGAUCGGAUAAUGGUACGGCAAGAAGAAACGCUUUCGUUACAACGUUGUGCGAAAGAAGCGGGAAAUACCAUCCUCCUCUAAGGAAGUUUAAAAGAGAUGGCACGGGUACUAGAAAAUACGAGUGUCUAUUUAAAAUCUGUAGUUACAUGGUGGCUAGCAAGAAGUGGAGAUUUAGUGUUAUUUGUGGUUUGCAUAACCAUGACAUGUGCGGAAAAUUACAAGGUUAUCCUAGUGUAUGUCGGCUCAAUCCAGAAGAGAAGACAUGUAUUAAUGACAUGUCCUUAAAUCUUGUUCAACCGAAAAAUAUACUUGUCACGUUGAAACGGAAGGAACCCGACAACGUAUCAAAUAUAAGGUGGGCAUUAGAGGUGUGUCGGUCAAUUUUGAAGGAACAAGUCGAGAUGCCUAAAGCGAGUGUUACGAACCGCGAUAUUGCUUUGAUGAAUGCGGUGGAAAAGGUUAAACCCGUGGUGGGGACGGAACAAGUAGAGACCGAAGGUGGAAAAUCGGUGAAGCCCGGUGUGAUUGUUGAACAAAUAAUGGAUGCAUGGACUCGUAUUGUAAAUUCUUCGACAAAAGAACUAUAUGCCGAUUCCGUUAUUCAUUUUCGAAAAGUGUAUAAAAAAGUUGAGUCGGCACAUGCUAGUUUGAAAUUUUGGUUGGCUAAUAGCAAGGGUGACUUGUGUCGAGAUUGGGACACCAUAAAUCUAAUGAUUAAAAACCAACACAAUGAGAUACAAACCACAUUUGGUCGGAGCAUUACGGUGUUGGAACAUCGAUAUAGGGACAACAUUCUUUAUUCUCAAUUGAUCGGCAAUAUGUCACAGGCCAGGUUGAAUUAUAUUUUUCACGAGGUGAAACUGUCGGUUCUGAUAGCGCAAAGUGUGGUUGCACUAUUACUAGAACGAGAAAAAUCGAAUAUCUCGAUUACUUCCGAAUUGGAAGCCAUACAAGAGAGGUUUCUGAAGGCCGAUGACAACAUGAAACUUCACAUCAAAGAACAAUUGCAGAAGAUUGGAUAUCCCGAAACAACUGACAUGAAUUCUCAACCGGUUAAGACAAAGGGUGCUCCGAAGAAAUUGAAGCCUACACCGAAUGACAACUCGACUACACGGGCUCCUUCAUAUUGUGAGCAUGUAGAUAAACUUUUUCCCGACUCAUCGACUCCUAAAUCUCAAAAAUCUCCAAAAAGUUCAAACAAAGGAGCGCGCAUAUGA